Messenger RNA from Melanaphis sacchari, 2162 nucleotides. Its product is annotated as proton-coupled amino acid transporter-like protein pathetic. Gene Ontology annotation, biological process: amino acid transmembrane transport. The transcript has 9 exons. The coding region runs from base 306 to 1763 and encodes 485 amino acids. Gene Ontology annotation, cellular component: vacuolar membrane. Gene Ontology annotation, molecular function: amino acid transmembrane transporter activity. The record is from RefSeq and is a predicted model, not a curated record. NCBI's taxonomy places the organism in Eukaryota, Metazoa, Arthropoda, Insecta, Hemiptera, Aphididae.
AAUCAUUUCACAUUCGAACGUGUGUCGGCGUGUCGUCACGAUCGGCCUACGAUCGCGUCUGCCCAUAUAUUUUUAUUUUUCUAAGUCGAUUUUAGUUUUUUUUUUUUAAUUGUGUCAAUAAUAGUAAAAGUAUAAUCAAUAUUACUGUUCGAUUAAUUUCAGCCCGUUGUGUCUUGAUUAUCACUGUGAAGACGCUGCACAACUCCAGCUAGUACAGUGGCUGCGUAAUAAAGUCGCUCCGAAUAAUUACAAAGUCGGGGGACUUAUUUCAGCGUGAGAAGAGGCAAUCCAUUUUAAGCGUAAUCAUGGAUUCCCAAGGCGUAGAGCCUGAACUCCAGACGUUCCUUUUGGACGAAAAGUCCAAGAUGAAAGAAUGCCUACCGCAAGACAUACGAAAAUCUAGCAAAAAACUAGAUAAAGGCGAACUCCCACAUCUUAAUGACAUUGACUACUUUGAUCCAUUCCUUGACAGAAACAUAGAACACCCUACUACUAACGGUGAGACGCUAACUCAUUUACUCAAAGCGUCUCUGGGAACCGGGAUCCUGGCCAUGCCACAAGCUUUCCAGUGUUCAGGACUUAUAACCGGCAUAUUCGCAACAGUUUUCGUGUCAUUCGUGUGCACGUUUUGUUCGUAUUCACUGGUGAAAUGCGCACACACGCUUUAUAGGCGGACUAAAGUGUCGUCUAUGGGCUAUGCAGAUGUGGCUGAAAAGGCAUUCGCUAACGGACCAGAAUGGUCCCGGAAAUUCUCGUCGUUUACCCGGCAGUCAGUGCUUUGGCUAUUAUUCGUUACAUACUUCGGAACGUGCAGCGUUUACACGGUGAUCAUCGCAUCGAACUUCGAACAGUUGUUCCUACAUCACAUGGGUUUUUCGUUGAACAUCCGGUACUUUAUAGCUAUGCUGCUCAUACCGCUUAUACUGCUCAGCUAUGUGCCGAAUCUUAAAUAUUUGGCGCCUGUGUCCAUGUUCGCCAACUUGUUGAUGUUCGUUGGUCUGGGAAUCACGUUCUAUUAUACGUUAAGCGACUUACCUAGCAUUUCGCAAAGGCCUGCAGUAGGGACUUUUGCAACAUUCCCGACAUUCUUUUGCCUCACCGUGUUUGCCAUGGAAGCUAUUGGAGUGGUGAUGCCGUUGGAAAACAACAUGAAAACGCCCAGAAGCUUUUUGGGAGUUUUCGGUGUGCUGAAUGUCGGCAUGGGUGGUGUGACUAUCGUGUAUAUUCUGCUCGGUUUCCUUGGUUACUUGAAGUACGGCGAAGCAACGGAGUCGAGUAUAACGCUUAACCUUCCUACUGAAGAUGUUGCUGCUCAAGUUGCUAAAGUAUGCAUUAGUUUAGCAGUGUUCUGCACAUACGGUCUACAGUUUUUCGUUUGCUUGGAAAUCGCAUGGACAAAAAUUCAGGAUAGUUUUGAAAAAACUACAAUUUACCACAAUUACGUCCUAAGAACGGUCAUGGUGACUUUGUCUGUGGUAAUUGCUGUAGCCGUACCGACAAUCGGACCGUUCAUCGGACUCAUCGGAGCCUUCUGUUUCUCGUUGCUCGGCAUCAUCGUGCCCGUGAUCAUAGAGUUCGCCACGUACUGGGACAAAGUGACCAUCUGGAUGACUAUCCGGAACGCUGUGUUGAUCGCCGUUGGCUUCUUGGCGCUGGUCUUUGGUACGUCCAACAGCGUGUUCCAAAUCAUUUCCACGUACAGUCCCGACGCUCCACAGGUCGUCGGCAACAUAACUCAUACGGCUCAUACGGCCGCCCAAUGACCGGAAAUCCGACCACACCGUCGAUCAUACAACCACUCAGCUCCUCUCUUCCCCCACAUAAUUCGAGACGUCCGGUCAUGCCGAGUACCCACACUGUUACGAUGAUUGUAUAUGUCCACACACAUAUAUAUGUGUAUUUAUUAACGCAUGUAUACGUAUUAAAAAUUUAUAAAUCGAGGUCAGACGACAGAUUUCGACAAGUCAACUGCUAAACGGUUAGUCGUCAAGUCAUCAUCGUCGUCAUUGUUUUCUUCGACGGGCGCCCGUCGACCACUGUGUGCAAUUGCGUAUAGCUUCGGCGGGCUAUAUAAUAGCAGGUGCAGACAUUUUACAUAAUAUUAUUUUUAGGGCGCACUCGCACAUCGAAAAAAAAAUUUUUAAGUAUUAUAUUUAUAUUGC